Messenger RNA from Alternaria atra, 4638 nucleotides. RefSeq lists its product as uncharacterized. The transcript is spliced from 7 exons. NCBI's taxonomy places the organism in Eukaryota, Fungi, Ascomycota, Dothideomycetes, Pleosporales, Pleosporaceae. Gene Ontology annotation, biological process: transmembrane transport. Gene Ontology annotation, cellular component: membrane. The record is from RefSeq and is a predicted model, not a curated record. Gene Ontology annotation, molecular function: ATP hydrolysis activity; ATP binding; ABC-type transporter activity. Bases 1 to 4638 code for a protein of 1545 amino acids.
AUGCAGGGCCAACAACAGACGCCCUUUCUCCCCAGCAUCCCGCUCGCGCAUGGCUAUCUGACAGCCUCGAAGCACCAUCAGCAGCCAUUAUGCGGUAAUAGCGAGGGCUGGGGCCCAAUCAGCCCCAUAAGAUACGACUUCACACCAUGCUUCUUGGACGUGUGGAUAGCAGUCGUCGGAGCGUUUGGAAUCGUGGGAGGAGCAGGCGCGUUGUGGUACCUGUACAGCAAGUGCCCACCGCAGCCUGUAAAGCGCAACUGGCACUUUUACGCGAAGCUGAUAUCUCUCGGAGCACUCAUUGCCACUACGGCCGUACAAGCAGCGCUCCAAAUCGAAUACUACAAAGACGUAUGGGCCGGCGACUUCCGUUUUUGGACAUCGAUAAUUACCAUCGUUUCACUCGGCGUCAUCUUCUACAUCCAAUAUAUCGAACACUGGCGGUCGCGGAAUGCCAACGGCGUGGCCCUCUUCUACUGGCUCUUCCUACUCAUCGCAUACGCCGUUAAACUUCGGUCGCUCGUCUCCCAGCAGGUACAUCGCGAGCAUGUGGCAUACUUCGCAGUCUUCUGCGCUAGUGUUGGAUUGGCUGCGCUCUCCUUCAUCCUGGAAUGGCUGGUCCCAAAGCGCAUGAGCGACUACGACAUGCUUGGGGAUGAUGAUGAAUGUCCAUACGAGUAUGCAGACGUCUUCUCAGUCUUGACAUUCGGCUGGAUGACACCUCUGAUGAAGCAAGGAUAUAAGACUUUCCUUACCCAGGACGAUCUGUGGAAUCUGCGAAAGCGCGACACGACCCGACACACCUCGCAGACAUUCGAGGAUGCUUGGCAAUAUGAGAUGGAAAAGAAGCACCCUUCACUGUGGCUGGCGAUGUUCCGUUCAUUCGGCGGCCCUUACUUCCGUGGCGCCGCCAUCAAGACUAUAAGCGAUGUCCUGAACUUUGCUCAACCUCAGUUGCUCAGACUCCUCAUCACCUUCGUCGACUCGUAUCGCGCUAACUACCCCGGAGAGCCCCAGCCUCUCAUUCGUGGCGCGGCUAUCGCACUUGCCAUGUUCGUCGUGUCCGUUUCUCAGACUGCCUGCCUCCACCAGUACUUCCAGCGUUCUUUCGAGACUGGCAUGCGCAUCAAGUCGUCGCUUACAGCUGCCAUCUACUCCAAGUCUACUCGUCUAUCCAACGAGGGCCGCGCAUCCAAGUCAACUGGUGAUAUCGUCAACUACAUGGCCGUGGACACACAACGUCUCCAGGAUCUUGCACAAUAUGGUCAACAGCUGUGGUCUGCCCCUUUCCAAAUCAUUCUGUGCAUGCUUUCACUUUACCAACUGCUCGGUGUUAGUUGUUUUGCAGGAGUUGCCGCCAUGUUCGUCAUGAUUCCCAUCAAUGGUGUCAUCGCACGAUGGAUGAAGACAUUGCAGAAGGAGCAAAUGAAGAACAAGGAUUCGCGUACCAAACUAAUCUCCGAGAUUCUCAACAACAUGAAGUCGAUCAAGCUCUACGCCUGGACAACAGCCUUUGCCAACCGUCUAAACACCAUCCGAAACGACCAGGAACUCAAGACACUGCGCAAGAUUGGUGCUACUCAAGCAUUCUCUACCUUCACCUGGUCCACCACUCCGUUCUUAGUCUCCUGCUCAACUUUCGGCGUCUUCGUCUGGACGCAGAACCGUGCUCUGACAACCGACAUCGUCUUCCCUGCUCUCACGCUCUUCAACUUAUUAACUUUCCCUCUUGCUAUCCUCCCAAUGGUCAUUACGGCCAUUGUCGAGGCCAGCGUAGCCGUUGGCCGUAUCACUGGCUAUUUGACCGCCGAUGAGUUGCAGGAGGAUGCCGUUAUCCGCGAAGAUGCUGUUACCGAGAACGGCGACGAAUCGGUUCGUAUCCGCGACGCUAGCUUUACGUGGGACAGGAACGCUGAGCGUCGAGCCCUUCACGACAUCAACUUCACCGCGCACAAGGGAGAUCUCGCGUGUAUUGUCGGUCGCGUGGGUGCAGGCAAGUCAUCGCUUCUUCAAGCAGUGCUCGGUGAUCUGUGGAAGAUACACGGAGAAGUCGUGCUUCGUGGAAAGACCGCCUAUGUACCACAGUCGGCUUGGGUAAUGAACGCUUCGGUUCGUGAAAACAUUGUAUUUGGCCACCGAUGGGAUCCCCAAUUCUACGAGAAAACCGUCAACGCCUGUGCGUUACGAGACGACUUUGGAUCGCUUCCUGAUGGUGACCAGACCGAGGUUGGUGAACGAGGUAUUUCACUAUCAGGUGGUCAGAAGGCCCGUCUUACACUAGCUCGUGCCGUGUAUGCUCGCGCAGACAUCUACCUUCUCGAUGACUGCCUGUCAGCUGUUGACCAGCACGUCGGACGCCAUCUUAUCGACAACGUACUCGGACCCAAGGGUUUGCUUGCGGGGAAGACCAGGAUUCUGGCAACCAACUCUAUCCCGGUUUUGAUGGAAGCGGACAUGAUUCUACUACUGCGCGAGGGCAAGAUCCUGGAGAGAGGCAGCUAUGGACAACUAAUGGCCAUGAAAGGCGAGAUUGCUCAACUGAUCAAGACAUCUCAGAAUGAAGAUCAAGGAGAAGAUGACAGCACCCGCACAUCUGACAGCAUCAUGAGCGACGAAGAUUCUACUGUGUACGGCGGUAGUCCCGCUGGCGAAGACGACGAGGAAGACCAAGCUGAAGCCGAGGCUGCGCAGGAAGGUGGCGCGCAUCUCGCUCCCUUGAGGGUCGGAGGCGGUACGGCCCGCAAGUCGAGCUUCCACACGCUUCGCCGAGCUAGCACUGCAAGUUUCAAGGGACCUCGUGGCAAGCUGACCGAUGAGGAGGGUGGCGGGCUGAAGAGCAAGCAGACCAAGGAAUUUUCUGAGCAAGGCAAGGUUAAGUGGUCCGUCUAUGGCGAAUACGCAAAGACCAGCAAUCUUGCAGCUGUUGCCAUCUAUCUGAUGCUUCUUCUUGGAGCCCAGACAUCAUCAAUUGGCGCAAGCGUAUGGCUCAAGCAUUGGUCAGAGAUCAAUCAGCGUUUCGGUGGAAACCCUCAUGUGGGGAAAUACAUCGGCAUCUACUUCGCGUUUGGCGUAGGAUCUGCUGCCCUUGUCGUUGUGCAGACUUUGAUCCUCUGGAUUUUCUGCUCCAUCGAGGCUAGCCGAAAGCUACACGAGCGGAUGGCGUUUGCCAUCUUCCGCUCUCCAAUGAGCUUCUUUGAGACAACACCUGCAGGACGCAUACUCAACCGAUUCUCAAGUGACAUCUAUCGAGUCGAUGAAGUUCUAGCCCGAACGUUCAACAUGCUCUUCGUCAACUCCGCCCGAGCCGGGUUCACCCUUGUCGUUAUCUCGUGGUCGACCCCAGUCUUCGUUGCCUUCAUCCUGCCGCUCGGCGCGCUCUACCUUUACAUCCAGCGAUAUUACCUGCGCACAUCGCGCGAGCUCAAGCGUCUCGAUAGCGUUAGCCGUAGCCCGAUAUACGCCCACUUCCAGGAGAGUCUGAGCGGUAUGAGCACGAUUCGUGCAUACAACCAGCAGAAGCGAUUCGAGAUGGAGAAUGAGUGGCGUGUCGAUGCUAAUCUGCGUGCAUACUACCCUUCCAUUAGCGCUAACCGAUGGCUGGCUGUUCGUCUAGAAUUCCUUGGCUCAGUCAUCAUCUUGGCUGCUGCUGGUCUCGCUAUCAUUUCCGUCGCUAGCCACAGCGGUCUAACGGCGGGUACCGUGGGUCUAGCCAUGUCGUAUGCGCUCCAGAUCACGCAGAGCCUCAACUGGAUCGUUCGUCAAACUGUUGAAGUGGAGACCAACAUCGUUUCUGUUGAACGUGUGCUUGAGUAUGCCGCGCUACCCAGCGAGGCACCUGAGAUCAUCUCCAAGAACAGGCCACCAAUCAGCUGGCCGUCUCAGGGCGCUGUCGCCUUUAACAACUACAGCACUCGGUAUCGGCCUGGUCUUGACUUGGUGUUGAAAAAUAUCAAUCUAUCUAUCAAGCCAAAGGAGAAGAUUGGUGUCGUAGGUCGCACUGGUGCUGGUAAAAGUUCACUUACCCUGGCACUAUUCCGCAUCAUCGAGCCCGCAGAGGGUAACGUAAGCAUCGACAACCUGAACACCAGCACCAUAGGCCUCCUCGACCUCCGCAGACGUCUAGCCAUCAUCCCACAAGAUGCAGCUCUCUUCGAAGGCACCGUGCGUGACAACCUCGACCCAGGACACGUACACGAUGAUACCGAACUCUGGAGUGUACUAGACCACGCACGCCUCAAGGACCACAUCUCCUCCAUGCCCGGCAAACUCGACGCCACCAUCAAUGAAGGCGGUUCCAACCUCUCCUCCGGCCAACGCCAACUUGUUUCCCUCGCCCGCGCCCUCCUCACCCCCUCCAACAUCCUCGUCCUCGACGAAGCCACCGCCGCCGUCGACGUCGAAACAGACGCCAUGCUUCAAACUACACUCCGCACUAGCAUGUUCAACAACAGGACGAUCAUCACUAUUGCGCAUCGUAUUAACACGAUUUUGGACAGUGAUCGCAUUAUUGUGUUGGACAAGGGCGAGGUCAAGGAAUUCGAUAGUCCAGCUGAGCUCGUAAGGAGGAAGGGACUGUUUUAUGAGUUGGUCAAGGAGGCAGGGUUGUUGGGAGCGUUGGACAUGAGUCAAUCGAGCGGUUGA